GAAAAUUACCAUGAUUGGCGUUUUUGAUUUGCAUCGGAUCUCACAAUUCAUGAAUCGAAUUUUGCUCACUCUCGGAUUUCACUUUGUCUCAUUCAAUAUCAUUCCGUGCUCUCUGUUUUUCCAUGCUUUACGUGGUUUUCAAGUGCACCUAAAGUGUCCCACCGAUCGUUAAUGACGUUAACUUCAGCAUUGAGUUUGGUUACAACUGGCACUGUCUGCAUGAAACUAGCUGAACAUAAAGAGACAGAUAAGUUCUGUGAUCUUAGGAACCAUGUGGCUGCUGCUAUUUGCCACCAAAAUCAAGUGUCAUUAGAAGAAGACAGUGAUCAUCAGCAUGGAUCCUUCAGAGGAAGAGAGUUACAAUCAGACAUGACAGGGCCUUCAUUGCUUCUUGAAGACAGAAUCUAUUCUGCUUCACUUCAUCAUAUGCUUCCUUCCAAUGAGUGGUUGGCUUUUUGGUUAUUCCUGGUUGCAAGCUCUUAUUUUCUCUUAAGCAAAAAUGUCUAUUAUUUUUGCAAUUGGAGAGUGAAAUCUGCUGAGAGAGCCAACCCAAAUGCAAGGAUAGAUCAGAAUGAUGAUGAAACUGGUUCGAAUUCUAUGUUUGGCUGCACUGAUGAGAGGUCAUGGUCUCCUCAAACAGUUUCAUCCAAAUUUGACGCUUACUCGGAGAUUUCGGAUUUUGACGGAACAAGUUACUUGGAUUCUUUGCUCAGCCUUGAAGAGGAAGAUUCUGAGUGGCUUUCAGAUUCGAAGAUUUUCUCUACCUGUGAGGAUCCUUCAACUCCUCUUAGUAUUGGCUACAAGUAUGACACUUUCUCUGAGAUUUCAGAUUUUGACAGAACUAGUUACUUGGAUUCCUUGCUCAGCCUUGUAGAGGAAGAUUCUGAUUGGCUCUCAGAUUCAAAUGCUAUUGGAUGUUCCAACGAGAAUCCUUCAACUCCUAUUAGCUACAAAUAUGAUUCUUUAUCUGAGAUAUCAGACCUAGAUACACCUCUUAACUGGGGCUCUUUGCUUAGACUUGAUGGAAGAGACAGUAAGUGGUCUACUUCACUCAAUGGAGCACACUUUGACAUAGCUGAAGAUAAUGUUUCUGUGAAGACUUCAUUGGAAGGUGCAAAUAUGGAUGAGUUCAGUUAUGAUGAGCCACUCUUUUGGCCAUUUGAAGGGAAACAAAGUUGGAAUUCUGAGGAUUCCUUGAGUUCAUUUUGUUCCUCUCCAAGGAAAAAGUUUGUUUUUGACUCUGGAUCAACUGCAUCAUCAAGCUUGAAGACGAGCAAAAGAUCAGCAAAGAUAGUACCUGUAGAUUGUGAAGAUGAUAAUGUUAUAAUGAAAGGAAAAGAAGUUUUGAAUGACAAACACUUGUCUCUAACCAAGAUUCUUUUCGAUGAAGACGAUCUCAAUGCUUCUUCAAACAAAGACCUCUUUGGUAGGGAAUUUUGUGCCUUGGAUGAAGAGCUUCCCAUUGAGACAUUGGUAGGGCUGAAGGAAUUUGAUGGACAUGAGGGACUUGAUUCAGAAUUCAACUGUGAUUCCUUUCUGCUCUGUGAAUCUCUCAUCAACUAA
Arachis stenosperma is the source of this 1563-nucleotide messenger RNA. RefSeq lists its product as uncharacterized. The coding region runs from base 172 to 1563 and encodes 463 amino acids. Lineage: Eukaryota; Viridiplantae; Streptophyta; Magnoliopsida; Fabales; Fabaceae. The transcript is spliced from 2 exons. The record is from RefSeq and is a predicted model, not a curated record.